Suricata suricatta (meerkat) is the source of this 3152-nucleotide messenger RNA. RefSeq names its product zinc finger CCCH-type containing 12B (gene ZC3H12B). Gene Ontology annotation, molecular function: metal ion binding; RNA endonuclease activity; mRNA binding. The record is from RefSeq and is a predicted model, not a curated record. The transcript is spliced from 6 exons. Gene Ontology annotation, cellular component: cytoplasmic ribonucleoprotein granule; nucleus. Lineage: Eukaryota; Metazoa; Chordata; Mammalia; Carnivora; Herpestidae. Bases 593 to 3103 code for a protein of 836 amino acids.
AGCACGAGGAUGCAGCUGCGACCGCGGCCCCGAGGGGGAGCCGCCGCUGCUCUGUGGCCGCGGGGGCUGAGGGACAGGAAUCAGGCCUGGGGUCGGGUCGCUGAGGGGGCCGGGGGUGUUGGUCCCGCCCGAGCUCUGGCCUAGUAUCCUAGGAAGAUACUGGCCGCUGGGCGAGGGCCUCUCCCCCAGUGCCUUCUCUGGCCCCCUCCACGUCGAUGGUGGUGAAGUUGGCGGCGCCAGUGAGUGCAAGCCACCAGACUGCCUCCUUUGCACCCAGGUCCUCCUGGGGCGCAUCUCUGGCACCGGCUCACGGACACCUGCGCGGCCGUCUCCUCUCGCCCGCUGAGCCCAAGCCCUGGCUGCGGGCGGGGGAGGGGCUCCCCUUGCAGGGGCUUUGUCCAGCAGGGCGACGACGGGGACCGUAGGAGAGUAGGGGAACUGGUAAUAUCUGAACAUACAAAGCCAAACAGGUAAACUCUUGCACCACCGCUACCACCACAUUUUACCACAAAGGAAUAUAACUGUAUGCGGAUUCCAUGCAGUCUAAGAAGAAAAAGAGCUGAUCAGACCUCAGACUGCCCACUGAACGGGGAUGACGGCCACAGCUGCAAUGGAGACACCAAAAAUGGAGAAGAGUUCCUCCAAGGAAGAGAAACAACAAUCUAAGCAGGACAGGAUGGAGCAGAGCAAUGCUGAUUCUGAAGAGUGGAUGAGCUUUGAGAGUGUCCCUGAGCAGAUGAGCCUUAAGAAUAGCAACAAUGACAACAGCUACCGACCCGGGAAUGCUCAGUUGAAAAAAAAGGAGAUUCCUUCCAAGCCACACCGUCAACUCUAUAGGUCACCCUGCUUAGAUCAUCCAAGCUUCUCCCAGAGCAGCAUUCUACAGGAUGGGAAGCUUGACUUGGAAAAAGAAUACCAAGCCAAGAUGGAUUUUGCUCUAAAACUGGGCUAUGCAGAGGCACAGAUUCAAUCCGUAUUGAACAAGCUGGGCCCAGAAUCACUUAUUAAUGAUGUAUUGGCAGAGCUCGUCAGGCUUGGAAACAAAGGUGAUUCAGAAGGGCAGGUCAGUCUGAAUUUGUUAGUGCCUCGGGGUCCCAGCUCUAGAGAGAUUGAGAGCCCUGAACUGUCUCUUGAAGACGAAGUAGACAACAGUGAAAAUUUGAGGCCAGUUGUCAUAGAUGGAAGUAAUGUGGCAAUGAGCCAUGGGAAUAAAGAAGAAUUCUCCUGCAGAGGAAUACAACUUGCUGUGGACUGGUUUCUAGAUAAAGGUCAUAAAGAUAUUACUGUAUUUGUGCCUGCAUGGAGAAAGGAACAAUCCCGUCCUGAUGCACCAAUUACAGAUCAAGAUAUUCUACGUAAACUGGAGAAAGAAAAGAUUCUUGUCUUCACACCAUCCCGAAGGGUCCAGGGCAGGAGAGUUGUCUGUUAUGAUGACCGGUUCAUAGUCAAAUUGGCUUUUGAUUCCGACGGCAUCAUUGUAUCUAAUGAUAACUACCGAGACCUUCAAGUUGAAAAGCCAGAAUGGAAGAAGUUUAUAGAGGAGCGGUUGCUGAUGUAUUCUUUUGUGAAUGACAAAUUUAUGCCUCCAGAUGAUCCUUUAGGACGCCAUGGCCCAAAUCUUGAAAAUUUCUUGAGAAAGAGACCUGUUAUUCCAGAGUACAAGAAACAACCAUGCCCUUAUGGAAAAAAAUGUACUUAUGGCCACAAGUGCAAAUACUACCAUCCGGAGCGGGCCAAUCAACCACAGCGUUCGGUGGCUGAUGAGCUCCGCAUCAGUGCCAAACUGUCCACAGUGAAAACCGUGAGUGAAGGCACCCUGGCCAAGUGUAGCACAGGCCUGUCGAGUGCCAAAGGUGAGAUAAUCUCUGAAGUCAAACGUGUGGCCCCCAAGCGUCAGUCGGAUCCCAGCAUCCGCUCCAUGGCUGUGGAGCCUGAGGAAUGGCUGUCCAUUGCCCGUAAGCCUGAGGCCAGCUCUGUCCCCUCCCUUGUGACUUCCCUAAGUGUCCCCACAAUCCCACCCCCCAAAAGCCAUGCAGUGGGUGCACUCAACACUCGUUCAGCCAGCAGCCCAGUGCCAGGAUCCUCUCAUUUCCCCCACCAGAAGGCCUCGCUGGAACACAUGGCUAGCAUGCAGUACCCUCCAAUCCUGGUUACCAACAGCCACGGGACCCCUAUUAGCUAUGCUGACCAAUAUGCAAAGUUUGAGUCCCUGGGGGAGCACAGCUACUAUUCAAUGUUAGGCGACUUCUCCAAACUGAACAUCAACAACAUGCAUAAUCGAGAGUACUACAUGGCAGAAAUAGACCGAGGGGUGUAUGCUCGGAGUCCCAACUUCUGUCCUGACAACCGUAUGAGCCAUACCAGGAACGAAAACUACUCCUCUUACAACAACUUGUACUUGGCUGUAUCUGAUGGCCAUCCUGAAGGCAAUUUGAAGCUGCAUCGCUCGGUAUCUCAGAACCGUCUUCAGCCUUUUCCUCAUGGUUACCAUGAUGCCUUAACGCGAGUACAGAGCUAUGGCCCAGAGGAUUCUAAGCACGUCCCCCACAAGCAGUCAGUUCCCCAGUUAGUUCUACAAGCCCAGCACCCAGCAACUGGAGCAUGUUCAAGCUGUCCUGGAGACUACCCCAUGCCUCCCAAUCUCCACCCUGGGGCAACCCCCCAGCCAGGACGUGCCCUGGUAAUGACUCGAAUGGAUAGCAUUUCUGACUCCCGCCUCUAUGAAAGCAACCCAAUGAGACAAAGACGACCUCCCCUGUGCCGGGAACAACAUGCCAGCUGGGACCCAUUGCCCUGUACAACGGACUCCUAUGGCUACCACUCCUAUCCCUUGAAUAACAGCCUCACGCAACCAUGCUAUGAGCCAGUCAUGGUACGGAGCAUGCCUGAAAAGAUGGAACAGCUUUGGAGGAAUCCUUGGGUUGGAAUGUGUAAUGAUACCAGGGAGCAUAUGAUCCCAGAGCACCAAUAUCAGACUUAUAAGAACCUCUGCAAUAUUUUCCCUUCAAACAUCGUCCUUGCGGUGAUGGAAAAGAAUCCCCACACAGCAGAUGCCCAGCAACUGGCAGCCUUGAUUGUUUCUAAGCUUAGGGCUGCACGUUGACACGACACAGGACUUAUUCCUUUAUACAUAUAUAAAUAUUCAUACUAAU